UUCAUUUUAUAAGCGAUAAUUAUUGCUUUGUUGGGUUUAUAUUUUCCAAAAUAUUGUUGAAUUAUUGAGUGAAGUUACAAUGCCACGAGCAAGACGACGAAACAUAGGCCGGCGAACGCGUAAUGCAAAUCAAGUGGCAUUAUUAAGACGGUCUCAGACUACAGAUGAACGCACACAAGCUAAUGCAUCGCAGCGUGAACGUACUGCACAGAAUAGAUCUGUUGACCCUGUACCUGUACUUAAUCUUGCACGGCGAUCACGAAUACGUCGUGCUGUUUUGGAUGAAAUGCUGCGUGCUGCUUUUAUUUACAAUAGUCAGAUUGAUUAUAGUAUGUACGGAUACAUUGGAAUGAUGGACGCAAUAUGCCCACAUUGUGAUGCGGCUAACUUUCCAGGUGAAACGCCCGGCAUGUGUUGUGCUAAUGGUAAAGUAAGAUUGCCACCAUUAGAAACUCCACCCGAACCAUUGUCCUCAUUUAUUUUUGGGACAUCUCAAACGUCGAAGCAGUUUUUGAGUAAUAUUCAGCAAUACAAUUCGGCAUUUCAAAUGACUUCUUUUGGUGCUACUAAAAUUAUUAGAGAUAAUUUUAUGCCGACUUUUAAGAUUCAGGGCCAGAUUUAUCAUCAAGCUGGUUCGUUAUUGCCAUACCCCGACGCUAAUUAUCAAUUUUUGCAAAUUUAUUUUAUUGGUGAUGAAAAUCGUGAAUUGGAUCAACGUUGUGCAAUUGUUUCAAAUACAAGACGAGAAAUUAUUCGUGAGCUACAAAGGUUUUUCCAUCAGCAUAACGCAUUAGUUCAAUUGUUCAAAAUUUCUCUUGAUCGUAUGCCAUCUGAUAGUCACAAAAUUGUAAUAAGGGCUGAUAGAACACCUUUUGGAGAACAUGCAAGGCGAUUCAAUGCACCGACAAUUGAUGAGGUUGCAAUUGUUAUCCUUGAUGAUCAGUUUCCAUCCCGUGAUAUUGUACUUCAUCGCAGAAAUGAUCAAUUGCAACGUGUUUCGGAACUGCAUCGUAGUUACGAUGCAUUACAAUACCCAAUAUUGCAUUGGAAAGGUGACGAUGGCUACCAUAUCAAUAUACCAAUGAUUGAUCCACGAACAGGUCUACAUGUACAGAAAAAAGUUAGUGCCAUGAACUUUUAUUCGUAUCGAUUGAUGGUUCGUCUACAAGAACAAAAUUAUAUCUUGAGGUGUGGUAAACUAUAUCAUCAGUACAUCGUUGAUAUGUAUGCCAAAAUAGAAACUGAACGUCUUAAUUUUAUUCGUUUUAACCAAGCAAAAUUAAGAUCCGAGGAAUAUAUUCAUUUGCGAGAUGCGAUAAUGAAUGAUGCUAAUGUUAACGACAUUGGACGUUUAACUAUAUUGCCAUCGUCGUAUAUUGGUAGCCCACGGCAUAUGAACGAAUAUGCACAAGACGCAAUGUCUUAUGUACGAAAAUACGGUCGACCGGAUCUGUUCAUUACAUUUACAUGUAAUCCAAAGUGGGAUGACAUCAAAAACAAUUUAUUUGAAGGACAGUCUACAACUGAUCGUCAUGACAUCACAGCACGUGUUUUUCGGCAAAAAUUGAAAGCACUUAUGGAUUUAAUUGUAAAAUUAUGUGUAUUUGGAGAGGUUCGUUGCCAUAUGUACUCGAUCGAAUGGCAAAAAAGGGGAUUGCCGCACGCACAUAUAUUAAAUUGGCUGGUACAUAAAAUAACUCCGGAUCAAAUCGAUAACGUUAUAUCAGCUGAAAUUCCUGAUCAAACUGUCGAUCCUGAGUUAUUUCACGUUGUCGUUAAAAACAUGAUACAUGGUCCGUGCGGUGAACUAAAUAUGAAUUCGCCAUGCAUGAUUGAUGGAAAGUGUUCGAAACGAUACCCAAGGCAAUUGACUUCAAACACAAUAACUGGCAAUGACGGAUAUCCUUUGUAUCGACGUAGAUCACCUAAUGAUAAUGGCAAAACGGCAACCAUUAGAAUGCAUAAUCAGGACGUUGAAGUUGAUAAUCGUUGGGUGGUUCCGUAUUGUCCAUUAUUAUCGAAAAUAUUCAAUGCUCAUAUAAAUGUGGAAUAUUGUAAUUCAGUCAAAUCCAUUAAAUAUAUUUGCAAGUAUGUAAAUAAAGGAAGCGAUAUGGCUGUUUUCGGUGUUACCGGUGAUAAUAGAAAUGAUGAAAUUACUCAGUAUCAAAUGGGGCGCUAUAUAAGUAGUAAUGAAGCUGUCUGGAGGAUUAUGUAAUUUCCAAUGCACGAAAGACAUCCGGUAGUUGUUCACUUGGCUGUGCAUCUUGAGAAUGGCCAACGUAUUUAUUUUAAUGAAGCAAAUGUAUUGGAAAGAGCAGAACACCCACCAGCGACUACGUUGACCGCUUUUUUCAAAUUAUGCGAAACUGAUGCAUUUGCCAUA
Eupeodes corollae is the source of this 2383-nucleotide messenger RNA. RefSeq lists its product as uncharacterized. The record is from RefSeq and is a predicted model, not a curated record. The coding region runs from base 80 to 2215 and encodes 711 amino acids. NCBI's taxonomy places the organism in Eukaryota, Metazoa, Arthropoda, Insecta, Diptera, Syrphidae. The transcript is spliced from 3 exons.